Molecule: messenger RNA, 342 nt
Organism: Helobdella robusta
Lineage: Eukaryota; Metazoa; Annelida; Clitellata; Rhynchobdellida; Glossiphoniidae
Exons: 3
Coding region: 1-342 (113 amino acids)
Source: RefSeq, a predicted model, not a curated record
AUGAGUGAACUGGUCGCAGCAUUGACCCCGAGUUUCUCACUUGAAAAUUGUGCCGAGGAACCGACACAACGAAAAAGACGAGCAAGCGAAGCCAGGCGGUCAGUGCCCAUGUCAAGUCGCAUAGAAUUCGCAGGCGAAAGUUUAGCCGACACACAAUGCCCAGCUGCCAUACCAUCGCUGGUGGACUGGAUGGUGGAAGGCCAAUUCUACGAGCGCGAGGCGGCUUUCCCUAUGGACCAGGCGGCACAGUUGCACCAACAGGUAAAAAGGGAAAAGAGGCCGUCCAGAUGGGGCCCGGAAUUAAUGGCGAUUAACAUCCCCAACUUCAACGAAGAGCUUUGA